AUGGACAACGACAGCGAUAACAAGGCCUCGGUGCACUUCCUCGACCUCCCCCAGGAAAUCCGCGACUUGGUCUAUCUCUACUUCCGUUCCUACUCCUGGAUCGACAUCACGCAAAUGCCCGAUAGAAUCCAACAGCCCAGCAUCAGCAAAGUCUCGAAACGAGUGCGCAAGGAGAGUCUAGACGUCUUCUAUGGCAAGAAUCGAUUCAUGCUCGACAUGCGAGGCUGGAAGAACGGCGCCUGGCCCAAAUCGUGGACGCCCGUCGACAUCUUCACCCGCUGGGUCAAAGCCAUCGGCGACGAGAACGCCGCUCGUCUCCGCCACGUCUCCUUCUACCUGCAGAACUUCGCCGUCCACUACACCAUCAGCUCCGGCCAGGACAAGGACACCCCACGCAUCGUCGCCAAAUUCCGCCAGACGCGCUCGAAUUUCGAAAGCUUCGACAUAUCUGAGCGCGCUCCGGCCGGAUACACGGUCAAGGUCGCCAUGAAGCGUGCCGAGCAGCACCUUUGCUACAAGGCCGGAGCGCUGGCCAAGCGGGUUGGUGAUCGGAAUCUCGGGGUCAAGGAUGUUCUCGAGCUGUGCAAGUUCGUCGAGAGCCUCAAACCGGCGCUCUGCAGCGCUAUGGGCAUGGGUUGGAAGGGCGCUUUCAUCGAGGAGGACCCGUCCCAAUCGAUCUUUGGAAUGCCGCAUAUGAUGGCGUGCAAUGAGUGUGGAUACUAUCGCGUGAGCGAGGUGAACGCCAGACCAAGCCUCGGGUGUCGUCAACGUAUAAGUAGAUCCGCGAGAUCUGCGUGGGAUAGAAGACAUUCACCAUUCACGCCCGCACGACUUCCACAGCCGUUCAGCCGGCUCCAUAUCCCUUCGCCACUCCUCUCGAUUCUUUCAGGACCUCAAUGUGCACCAGACCCAUCCUCCCGCUCUCUUUGGCAGCAGCAUCAAGUGAGCUAA
Zasmidium cellare ATCC 36951 is the source of this 951-nucleotide messenger RNA. RefSeq lists its product as uncharacterized. The record is from RefSeq and is a predicted model, not a curated record. Bases 1 to 951 code for a protein of 316 amino acids. The transcript is spliced from 3 exons. NCBI's taxonomy places the organism in Eukaryota, Fungi, Ascomycota, Dothideomycetes, Mycosphaerellales, Mycosphaerellaceae.